AUGAAGUUCUUGGCAGCAUCAGUGUUGAUUGCCGCUUUAGCUGUAAUAUCUGCAGAACGUUUCUAUUCUGUUGUGUUGGAAGAAUGGGAGACAUUUAAGCUUGAAUAUGCCAAGAAAUACACCACCGAUGUCGAAGACAAAUUCCGCAUGAACAUCUUCAUGGAGAACAGACACAAGAUUGCUGCACACAACAAACUGUUUGCAACAGGACACAAACCAUACAGGCUCAGAAUGAACAAGUAUGGUGACAUGCUUCAGGAGGAGUUUUUGUCAACAAUGGCUGGUUUCCAUAAGAACCACACAGAAAGAUAUACAUUAAACAGCAAGUACAAUGGUUCCCAUUACAUUGAGCCAGAUGAUGAUGUUGUCCUUCCCAAGACUGUUGACUGGAGAGAGAAGGGAGCAGUCACCCCAGUAAAGGACCAGGGACACUGUGGAUCAUGCUGGGCCUUCUCAGCUACUGGGUCCCUGGAAGGUCAACACUUCCGCAAGACUGGUAAGCUGGUGAGUCUCUCUGAGCAGAACUUGAUUGACUGUUCCUCCAAAUAUGACAAUGAUGGUUGUGGCGGAGGACUGAUGACCGCUGCUUUCAAGUACAUUGAGGACAAUGGUGGGAUUGACACUGAGGAGGCCUAUCCAUAUAAGAAAAAGGAAGGAAAGUGUCAGUAUAACCCGCAAGAAUCUGGUGCUAGAGUGACUGGCUUUGUUCAUAUUCGUACGGGAAGUGAAGAUGCUCUGAAGAAAGCUGUUGCCACAGUUGGACCAAUAUCUGUUGGCAUUGAUGCCUCACAUGGCUCAAUCCAGUUUUACCACCAUGGUGUUUAUGACGAGCCAGAAUGUAGCACGACGGAGCUUGGUCAUGGUGUUCUGGUUGUGGGUUACGGCACCACGGAGGACGGAACUGACUACUGGCUGGUGAAGAACUCUUGGGGUACAAGUCUGGGUGAUGAAGGCUACAUCAAGAUGAUGAGGAACCGUGAUAACCAGUGUGGCAUUGCUACUUCUGCCUCUUUCCCUCUUGUAUAAACACUCGUAGAGGCCAAUGUGAGG
Molecule: messenger RNA, 1050 nt
Organism: Procambarus clarkii (red swamp crayfish)
Lineage: Eukaryota; Metazoa; Arthropoda; Malacostraca; Decapoda; Cambaridae
Product: procathepsin L-like
Biological process (GO): immune response; positive regulation of apoptotic signaling pathway; positive regulation of peptidase activity
Cellular component (GO): lysosome
Molecular function (GO): cysteine-type endopeptidase activity; cysteine-type endopeptidase activator activity involved in apoptotic process
Source: RefSeq, a predicted model, not a curated record